GGCACAAUGUCUGCGCGUGUUUCUUGACAUUUUCUUGAAGAGCCAGGGCUUGUCGGUGAAAUUAUUUUGAUUUUGUGCUGAGAAAUAAGAAACUAUCCCAAUGAUGUCACUACUUCAUUUACGAAGAGCAGUACAGAGAUUAUUUAUUACUAAUAAAUAUCGUUAUUCAACAGAAGCUGGGAAAAAGGAGAAAGCCCCGGAAGAAGAUGUCACAGCCGAGAAAAGUCUGACCCAUGUAACUUUUGAGAGUGUCGAGGAGAAGAAUCGCCAGACGUACCUGCAGCUAAUCCAGGCAUUUCACACACAAUCCCGCUACCGUAAGAACUAUGUGGAAUUCAUUACGGCAGCCCUGAAAAAUAUGAAACACUAUGGAGUCCAUCAGGAUCUGCAAGUCUACAAGGCACUAUCGGAUGUCAUGCCAAAGGGGAAGUUUAUUCCCCAAAAUCUUAUUCAGUCGGAAUUCAUGCACUACCCCAAGCAGCAGCAAGUUCAAAUUGAUCUACUGGAACAGAUGGAGGACAAUGGGGUGAUGCCCGAUGUGGAGAUGGAAGCAAUUCUUGUAAAUACCUUCGGGAAGCGUGGACAUCCUGUACGGAAACUCAGGCGAAUGCUCUACUGGAUGCCCAAAUUCAAGAAUCUCUCACCAUGGCCCCUACCGAAGCCUAUGCCCAAUGAUGAUCUUGAAAUUGCCAAAUUGGCUGUUCAGCGGAUAAUGACUGUGGAUCUGCAGGCAACAGUGGAGGUAUUUGAGACGAAAGAUGUUGAAAAUGUUCUCGAUGAGACGUGGAUUGUGAGUGGACAAACCCCAACGCAGAAGGAACUCAUAAAGCACUACCGGAAUGCUAAAGCAAUUUACAUUGAAGGACCAUUCUAUAUUUGGCUUCGCAAUAAAUGCGUCAGUUACUUCAUCCUGCGUGGGGAUGCUCUUCCAAUUCCGCCACAGGACACCAGCAAUCCCGAUGACGUUGAAACGCUUGAAGUUCCGCCGGCAAUUGCCAGCAGUAUGGGUAUCGGUGUAUCCAGAAGGAAGAAUGACGUGGGAAGGGUAAGGAGUGUCCAUGAGCAGAAUGAUGGAACGAUUUUGGCUGUUUGUGUCACUGGGACAUGCUCAAAAGACUCCCUCCUUUCGUGGAUAAGGAUUCUACAGAAUGAGGGUUAUGAUGAUUUAGCAAAUAUUCCCAUCCUAUUCAAGUUCCAGCCAACAAAGCGGGAGCUUGUUGCACAAACUUCCCCAUAAUCGAAAAGAUUUUUGUACUUCCACACCAUCGUCAACCUUUUUUUUCUCCUCAUUCCCUUUCCAUACCUUCAUCAAUGUGGGAGGGAAGAUAGAAGGGGGAAAAAUAACAAGCUCAACUCCAUAUAGCCUGAAUUGGAAAAAGACAUAGAGAACAUGAAUGGGCACAUUGGAAUAAAGUUCCCACCAAGAUGAAGAUUUGGUCACACUUUUUGCAGCGUCGAGAAUAUAUAAAAAAAAAAGAUUUUACUAAAGGAUGAUGAUUGAGGGUAAGUUCUACUACUUCUGGGGAGAAUGAGGGGAAAAAAGUUGCAAGAAAUUGGAAAGUUGUUAACGUAUUUUGCAGAGAAAUAAAAAAAAAGAACAUGAGAUUGCGAAGAUUGGGUGAUGAGAAGGAGAAAGAGGAAGAAAUGUGUUUUUUUUUUUAAUAAAAACAGAAUGAUAUUUAGAA
Messenger RNA from Lutzomyia longipalpis, 1685 nucleotides. It is a transcript of the gene ECSIT, whose product is annotated as evolutionarily conserved signaling intermediate in Toll pathway, mitochondrial. Lineage: Eukaryota; Metazoa; Arthropoda; Insecta; Diptera; Psychodidae. The transcript is spliced from 2 exons. The record is from RefSeq and is a predicted model, not a curated record. Gene Ontology annotation, cellular component: mitochondrion. The coding region runs from base 101 to 1237 and encodes 378 amino acids.